UGGUUGUGUAGUGUAUGCACCAAACUGCAAAAUCUACCUCUUUCUUUCUUUCCAUCAGCCGUCGUCACACAUAGACAGAUCCCCUCUCUAAUUUCUUCUCCAUUAUCAUUAUCAUCUUUCAACAUUUUACACCUUCAAUUUUACAAAAAUUAAUCAAAUCUUUUACUCAAUUUCGACAUUCAGGGCUGUUUAAUCCUCAAAACCCAUCUGGGUUUUGUUUUGUUUUUAUCGACAAGACACCCAAAUGAUGGGUUUUUAGUUCACUUUUGUUUUUAUCAAAGUUUUUGAAUUUUAUAUGGGUUUCUUAAGUUGGAUUCAUUAGGUUAAAAUCUUGGAUUGAUUCUUGAAUUUCAAAUCUCAAGAUUGGGUUUUUAGCAUUUUAGUUAAUUUUAGCUUUUUUUUUUUUUUUUUUUUUUUUUUUGAUACUGCUCCAUUAGCUUCAACUAGAGUUCAAGAUUUCAAGUUUUUUGGAGCAGUUGAAUUAAUAUUUAAUAUUUAAUAUUAAUAUAAUAUCAUUAUAUAUUUAUUAUAUAUAUAAGAAAAAAGAGAAAUAUGUCUGGUGGAACACCAACUGCUGGUGGGCUUAUGAGGCAGAGGCAUAGUCAAGGGUAUGCUUCAAGUGGUGAUGAUCUUGAAGAUGAUGCUUGUUCGAGAAUUCGGCCGAAAUUUCCGGAAACAAGAACAUGGACUGAGGUUUUAGAGAAUGUGCUUUGGUUUGUUUCUGCAAGUUUGAUAAUAUAUUUGGGAGAUUGGCAUUCCAACUUGAUUUAUAUCUUGUUUCAUGAUGCCAGGAUUAGAAGAAUACCGUUGUAUCUGGGGCUAUUUGGUGUCAGCUUAAAUGUUGUCUAUUUCGUGUAUACAAGUAUGUUAGUAUGGGGUGUCAGAAAGUCGAGUGAGAGGUGGGAAUUAUCAAGUACAGACGCCCUACCGUAUGUUACCGUAGUCGGACUCGUAUCUUUUUGUUUCUUCUGUUUUGCUUUGUGGCCAAUUUGGAGUUUCUUGACCCUCCCACUUGUGUUCUUUGCAGUUCACAUUAUUUAUGGCAUGCAUGGUCAUACUCCCAUACAUGGUUCUCGGGACAUUCAAGCAGCAACCAUCAGACAUGUUUCGUAUCGAUUGAAACCCUUUGUUAAUAUUCACAUUGUUUUGAGCAUUUUGCAUGCGAUUAAAGGUUUGUUUGUUUUUUUUUCCCUUUUAUCCGGUAAUUAUAGUUUUAGUUUGUAAGCGAUGAAUCAGUCAGCCAGCCUUGUUCCCUUUUUUUUUUUUUUUUUUUUUUUUUUAGAUUCUAUUUUUUUGUUUGUUAAAGUUGAAGAGAUCUCAGGUCAGAUAGAAAUGAAACAAGUCUCAUAGUGAUUGAUUGAUAGUUUCUUGUGGUA
Messenger RNA from Helianthus annuus (common sunflower), 1376 nucleotides. RefSeq lists its product as uncharacterized. The transcript has 4 exons. Bases 553 to 1224 code for a protein of 223 amino acids. The record is from RefSeq and is a predicted model, not a curated record. Lineage: Eukaryota; Viridiplantae; Streptophyta; Magnoliopsida; Asterales; Asteraceae.